Molecule: messenger RNA, 1404 nt
Organism: Huiozyma naganishii CBS 8797
Lineage: Eukaryota; Fungi; Ascomycota; Saccharomycetes; Saccharomycetales; Saccharomycetaceae
Gene: TIM54
Product: Tim22-complex subunit TIM54
Exons: 1
Coding region: 1-1404 (467 amino acids)
Biological process (GO): sphingosine biosynthetic process
Cellular component (GO): intracellular membrane-bounded organelle; membrane; cytoplasm
Source: RefSeq, a predicted model, not a curated record
AUGUCUGAUCCCGGUCCAGUGAAAUCUGCGGAGAGAGUUGGCGCUGCAGCCCCGACUGCGAAGAAACCCACUGGGUUCUCAAACCCGGCACUCAGGGCAAUGGGCAUCCCGGUGAUCAAGUUGCCCUCCAGGAAUUGGAUGAUCUUCUGGUCUGUGCUCGCCGCAGGGGUUGGUGGAGUUGCCUUCGACAAGUACAAACAGAGGCGGGUCAUUGCGGAGUACACGGAUUCGGUACGUGGGAGGGCAGAGGCCCAGAUGCCAGUGGACAGACUGCCGCGGAAGGUCACCGUGUUCAUCGCGCCGCCGCCAAACGACUACUUGGAUACGUCGUUGAAACUAUGGAGACGGUACGUGAAGCCGAUUCUGUUCUACGCUGGGGUCGACUACAACGUCGUGGACGAGGACAGACAGGGCGUUAUAAGAACAUACGUCGCCAACGAGAUGCGGUCGCUGAGAAGGCAAAGGAUCGUGCAACAACAGCAAGGGUUGAACCCUGCUCAUACUGUAAUACGGAGUGAGAGUGAUAGUGAUGAUGAGGCGGGGGACCCACAUUUCAGACAUAACUUUGAUUUCAGGAAGAUCGUCGGGAUCUUCUACAAGAAACCUCCCCCCCAAGAGAUCAUCAGUGAGGAUGCACAGACUGAGGAUGCAAGACUCAGCGGUGGCGUGAUUUGUCUUGGGAGGGGUGCGUACAAAGAGUAUAUCAAUGGUCUGCAUGAGGGAUUGUUGGGACCACUGGAUCCGCCAGAACCCGCCCCAGAGACAGAGACAAACUCCACUGACCCUCCAUCGAAUAUGCCUGAGACUAAUACAGGUAACGUAAAGCCCAGCAGCGAUGGUCAGGUGUCGUUAACGGACGCUGCUGCAUCACUUCUCGACGACCUACCUGAGAAAAAUGCAGAGUCUGCACCAGAAACCCCAACGGAGACUGCACCUGAAGUCCCAGACACCAAGGUGCUGAAACCGUUCAUUUCACCAGAUGACUACGCCGCAGUGGAGACCCCGCCAGCGGAACUCCCCGAACUCGGGUCUGCCAUUAUAAGAGACCCGAAGACGCAUGUUCCGAUACUCCUACACCAAGCGGUGCUCGUCAUCCCGGUCCCAAAUCUCAUCGGCUUCCUCACAAUCCCAGAGAGGAUCUACAGAUUCUACCUGAAGAGGAGACACGCGGAGGAAGUCUGCUCAGAGGUCACACAGCUCGUGAACCAGAGUGAUGUCAGACCAUUCCAGUACCCUACAGACCUGGCGCUGGGCAAAGGUGAAGAACAAGACUGGCCCAAGAGAUGGGUCAAGCAGGGACAAGAGAGAGGAAGCGAAUGGAUCCAGGAAUUGAGGGGCGACGAAAGAAUAACCGGACUAAUGUCCGUUUACAACAAUUCUAUCGACACCUCCGAUGAAGAAUGA